Molecule: messenger RNA, 2806 nt
Organism: Corythoichthys intestinalis (scribbled pipefish)
Lineage: Eukaryota; Metazoa; Chordata; Actinopteri; Syngnathiformes; Syngnathidae
Gene: gjc1
Product: gap junction protein gamma 1
Exons: 2
Coding region: 481-1926 (481 amino acids)
Biological process (GO): cell-cell signaling
Cellular component (GO): connexin complex
Molecular function (GO): gap junction channel activity
Source: RefSeq, a predicted model, not a curated record
GGCUCCUCCAGGCGCAGCGUGUAAAAUAGAUCUGACCGCAGGUGACGAUGGAUUUCGUCAAGCGCCUCUGGAAGUGGAGCCUCUGCUCUCUUUUCGUACCAAUCACUUUUGCGUCGAUUGACCACUUUGCGUAAUGGCUGGUGUGGACUCACCAUUGAAAGCUAUAAUACCGUCGGUAUUUAGAGAACAGUGAGCGGUGGGCUUUUUUCCCCCUGCAGUUGAGGAUAAUCUCUUUCAUUUUCGCCGCAUUCAGGAUGAAGUUGUUGUCGCUGCUCCGAUUCUCAAGUUUCUCCAUCCCUACUCGAUCGGGUCCAGUGACUUUGCAGGGGUUGAUGCGAUUUUGGGGCUCUGCAUACCGUCGUAGAUGAUUCGUCCCUCUGCAUUGGCAGUGCUGUUUUACAGUGCUUCUCGUCACAAUCAACCCUGAGUCUGUGAGCAGGUGAGAGAGGGACACUGUCUGCCCCACUGUCCAGCGACACCAUGAGCUGGAGCUUCCUCACGCGGCUGCUGGAAGAGAUCCACAACCACUCCACCUUCGUGGGGAAGCUGUGGCUCACCGUGCUCAUCGUCUUCCGCAUCGUCCUGACGGCCGUCGGAGGAGAGUCCAUCUACUACGACGAGCAGAGCAAGUUCGUGUGCAACUCGGGCCAGCCGGGCUGCGAGAACAUCUGCUACGACGCCUUCGCCCCGCUCUCCCACGUCCGCUUUUGGGUCUUCCAGAUCAUCCUGGUGGCCAUGCCGUCCCUCAUGUACAUGGGCUACGCGGUCAAUAAGAUCGCGAGACUGGACGAGGCCAAGGGCGGCGUCGGCGCCGCCGCGGUGAGGACCGGCACGGGAGGGGGCUACACGCACAGGAAGCCCAGGAAAAUCUGCUUCGGGGCGCGGCAGCACCGGGGCGCGGAGGAGACCGAGGACGACCGCGAGGACGAUCCCAUGAUUUACGAGGUCCCGGAGAUGGAGCCUCCCAAAAGGCCUCGCGAUCCGCUGCAACCCACGCCCAGACCCAAGAUCCGUCACGACGGCCGCACGCGCAUCCGAGACGAGGGGCUGAUGCGAGUCUACGUUUUGCAGCUGGUGACCCGCACGGUCCUGGAAGCCGGCUUCCUCACGGGUCAGUACCUGCUGUACGGCUUCCGCGUCACGCCCAUUUUCGUGUGUUCGGGGAAGCCUUGCCCGCACAGCGUGGACUGCUUCGUGUCCCGGCCCACGGAGAAAACCAUCUUCCUGCGCAUCAUGUACGGCGUCACCGUCCUCUGCCUGACGCUCAACGUCUGGGAGAUGCUCCACUUGGGCAUCGGCUCAAUCUGCGACAUCCUCCGCCGUCGCCGCCGCCCGCCUUCGGACGACGAGUAUCAGCUAGGCCUGCUGGGCCCCGACGUGGGCGCCGGGGGCUCGGUCGGCGGCGCGGGACCCGAGGCGGGUUCGGAAGGCGGAGUGGGCGGCGACGGGCCCGCCGACUACGCGGGCUACCCUUUCUCCUGGAACGCUCCGUCGGCGCCUCCCGGAUACAACAUCGUGGUGAAACCGGAGCAGAUGCCCUACACCGACCUGAGCAACGCCAAGAUGGCGUGCAAGCAGAACCGGGCCAACAUCGCGCAGGAGGAGCAGCAGCAGUUCGGCAGCAACGAAGACAACUUCCCCACCGGGGGCGAGGCCCGCGUGGCCCUCAACAAGGACAUGAUUCAGGAGGCCCAGGACCAGCUGGAGGCCGCCAUUCAGGCCUACAGCCAGCAGCAUCGCGCCGAGGAGCAGCUCGGAGACGGCCGGGAAGACAAGCCCCAGAGCAACAUUAUCCAGACUCAGCCUCCCAAGGAACGCAAGCACAGACUCAAGCACGGCAAGGGGGGCGGGAGUAGCGGCGGAGGCAGCAGCAGCAACAGCAGCAGCAGCAAAUCAGGGGAGGGAAAACCCUCCGUGUGGAUUUAGCUCACAGCGGACUCCACGUCACCUGUGCCUUAGAGCGGGGGCUUCUUAAACCUUUGCACCAGGGAGAGAAAAAAAACUUAAGAAGGGAAGGGGUGUCCAUUCUAUAUCAAGUAGAGGUCAUGUUAAAAGGGUGGGUGUUGAACAAAGGGGGGAAUACAAAUGGUUUGGGAUACUACUACUUUAUAAUAAAUUGUUCACAAUUUAAAAAGAUAAUCAUAAUAAAACCUUAACGCAUACAUAGACAUCACAUUUCGGGUCACGUAUCCCGCAAUACAUUGGUACCUCGACAUAUGAUGGCUUUGACACACGAUUUUUUUCGACGUAAAAUUUAACUCGCGAUUGCUUCCCACAUCCGACGACAUGCUCGAAAUACGAUUUAUCACAGUGCCGCAGUUACUUUGUUUUCCUGCAAGACUGACGCACAGUGGAUUUUCUUGUGAGAAAUCAACAUAGGUGAGUGCAGGUGGCGAAAAAUGGAAAAAGCUGAGGCGUACCAUUGAAAUCAAGCUGGAAUAUGAGCAUGGUGGGCGCAUCUGCGAACUGACUUGACAAUACGGCUGUAGAGUGUCUCGAAUCUCGACGGAACUCCUCUGACCUACAGUCUUUAUAAGUUAAGGUGACAAUUAUCAUUGCCCCAAAAAAUCGCAGCAGGGCCAAGAACGAAAAGUGGUAUUUGCAUGUGGCAAAACUGAAUAUGCCAUUUGGCAUUUUUUUGCCACGUGGCAAAAUGAAUUUUGCCGUGUGGCAUUUUUUUUUGCCAUGUGGCCAAAUUGAUUUUGCCGUAUGGCAUUUUUUUGCCCUGCGGCCAAAUUGAUUUUGCCAUAUGGCAUUUUUUUGCCCUGCAGCAUUUUUUUGCCCUGUGGCCAAAUUGAUUUUGCGA